Messenger RNA from Mollisia scopiformis, 1511 nucleotides. RefSeq names its product MFS general substrate transporter. Gene Ontology annotation, cellular component: membrane. Gene Ontology annotation, molecular function: transmembrane transporter activity. Gene Ontology annotation, biological process: transmembrane transport. The transcript is spliced from 5 exons. Bases 1 to 1425 code for a protein of 474 amino acids. The record is from RefSeq and is a predicted model, not a curated record. NCBI's taxonomy places the organism in Eukaryota, Fungi, Ascomycota, Leotiomycetes, Helotiales, Mollisiaceae.
AUGGACAAUGAGAAGGACCAAAUCCAGGACAUCGGAGAGAUCGUUGAAUAUGCACAAGAUUAUUCAAAAGUUGACCCGAAUGCCACAUCACUCGCGCGAGAGAAUCGUCUCGUCCGCAAGAUCGAUUUCCGUGUGCUGCCGCCGCUCGCCAUCAUGUUUGCCAUCUCCAUCAUCGACCGCAUCAACAUCGGAUCGGCCAAGGUGCUGGGUAUGACUAAAGACUUGGAGUUGACGGGCAAUCGAUACAAUGUCUGCCUCCUCCUGUUCUUCCCGGCGUACAUCCUCGCCGAGCUACCUUCCAACCACCUCCUGGUCAAGUUUCGCCCGGCCGUCUGGUUGGCCUUCAUCAUGUUCUCGUGGGGAGCUGUGCUUACCGGCAUGGCCUUCACUCACAACUGGCGGGCCCUAGCCUUCCUUCGCUUUGUGCUCGGGCUCUUCGAAGGAGGACUGUUGCCGGGAGUGGUAUACAUCAUUAGCUCAUGGUACUGUCGCUAUGAAGUUCACCGGAGAAUCGGUUGGACCUACUCUGCGGGCAUCCUCAGCUCGGCCUUUGCGGGAGUGCUAUCGUAUGCGCUCGGUCUUAUGGGGGGCAUCCGAAACAUGGCGGGUUGGAGGUGGAUCUAUGCAAUCGAAGGUGGUACGACAAUGGUUAUUGCCAUUAUCUGUUAUUUCUGCCUUGCUCCAUUCCCUGAAGAGUCCUGCUUUCUUAAAGCAGCAGACAAAGAUCUGUACAUGGCUCGACUCGAGCGCGACCGUGGAAACUCGGCGACCGAGCUAAUUACUUGGAAGGUUCUCAAAGAGACGCUGACUGACUGGACAACCUGGAUAACUUGGCUUCUAUUCACCUUCACCAACUCGUCCACCUAUGCCCUUGCUUUUUUCGUGCCGACAAUUCUCACGGAUAUGGGCUAUACUGGAUUGAAAGCCAGUCUUUUUUCCGCAUGGCCCUAUCUCCCCACCAUCGGAAUUUUGUGGAUCGGAUCCUACAUCAGCGACAAAACCAAAAUGCGUAUUCCUAUCAUCAUUUUCCAGAGCAUCCUCAUGAUCAUUGGAUUCAUCCUCAUGCGAUCUCAAUUCACCAAUGAAGUCCGCUAUCUGGGCGUCUUCUUGGCAACCAUAGGCUGCCAGUGUAACGUCCCUGCACAGAUUUCUCUCGCGCAGACGAACGCAAUAGGGUCCGGUCAGCGGUCUAUCAUGGCAGUCGUGACGAUGUGGGGAGGGGCUUCGGGAGGCAUCAUCGGGAGUCUCAUCUUCCGAACACAGGAUGCUCCUCAUUACACCCCGGGGCUGUAUACCUCAAUUGCCAUGGCCUCUUGUAUCAUUCUGGGGAUGUUAGGUUUGGGCUCCUAUUAUCAUCUUUGUAACAAGCGAGCUGAGAAAGGUGCCGUCAUCUACGGGAUCGAGGGUUAUCGAUAUUCAUUGUAAUCCUGCAAGGUUUUUAAUCAACCUGGUUUUAUAGCCUUCAAAAUCUGUUUGUAUUUAAGUCAAUGUUAAAAACCACUUAUGUUGUU